AUGACCAGCGAACUCAUUAAGUUUAACUGCUUACUUACUAACCUCACAAAAUCACAACAAUACACAAAAACCCUAAAAUUAUUCCAAAAAAUCCAAUCAUCCCAACAUCUUAAACCUGAUCAAUACACCCUCUCCACCACCCUCACCGCUAUCGCCCAUCUCCGCGUUCCAGCUACCGGCUACCAGCUCCAUUCGUACGUUAUCCGGACAGGCUAUAAAAAAUUCCCACAUGUAUCAAACACAUUACUAUUUAUGUAUUCAAAAACACAAGAUUUAACUUCAGUUAAAAAAGUAUUCAAUGAAAUAAAUAAACCUGAUGUGUAUUCUUGGACAACAUUAUUAUCUGCAUGCACAAACCUUGGGGACGUAGAUUAUGCAUGCCAAUUGCUUGAUGAAAUACCCGAAAGAAAUGAAGCGGCCUGGAAUGCAGUGAUCACGGGGUGUGUGGAUAAUGGGUAUGCUUUUGUUGGUUUGAAUGUGUUUAAAAGAAUGCAUAUGGUGGGUAUUAAGCAUGAUAACUAUAGUUUUGCUAGUGUGUUGAGUUUGUGUUGUUUGGAGGAGUUGGUGGAUUUUGGGAAGCAAGUGCAUCCGUUGGUUGUUAAGACGGGGGUUUUGGUUAAAGCGUCAGUUUUGAAUGCGUUGAUUAGUAUGUAUUUUAACGUUGGAGAUGAUGUUCGGGCGUUUAAAGUGUUUGAAGAGAGUGGGGAUAUGGUGCAUGACGAGAUUACUUAUAAUUCAAUGAUAGCUGGUUUGGUGAGUUUGGGCCGAUAUGAAGAUGGUUUUGUGAUGUUUAAAAAGAUGCAGGAGGUUGGUCUUGGACCAACUGAAAGGACUUUUGUGAGCGUUAUGAGUUCGUGUGUUUUUGGAAUAACUGCUAUUCAAGUGCAUGCCCAUGCCAUCAAGACAGGUUUUGAAGAAUUUAGUUCUGUAAGUAAUGCGGCAAUUACUAUGUAUUCAAGUUGUAAGGACUUGCAGGCUGCGCAAUUGAUUUUUAAGGGAUUAGAGGAAAAGGAUCGUGUCUCGUGGAAUACUAUGAUAACGAGCUAUGCUCAAGAAAGUUUGUUUACAGAUGCAAAUUUGGCCUAUUUGCAGAUGCAGCGUCAAGGUAUUGAACCAGAUGAGUUUACCAUUGGAAGCCUUCUAGCAACUGUGGAUUCAGUGGUAAGUAUUAAAAUGAUUCUUGCCAUUGUGAUUAAAAAUGGUAUUAAAUCAAAAACUGAAGUGUCCAACGCCUUGAUAUCGGCAUUUUCUAAGUAUAAUGCUAUAGAAGAUGCAUAUAGAAUAUUUAGUGAAUCAGAAUUGAAGAAUUUGAUAUCAUGGAAUUCAAUGAUUUCCGGAUUUCAUUUAAAUGGGUAUUUACUACACGGGUUGGAUCUAUUUUCUGAGAUGCUUGUGUCGUCUGUAACUCCAGAUGUUUGUACGUUAAGCAUUGCUUUGAAUAUAUGUGCUGGCGUUUCCAACUUCAAAAAUGGGAAAGAGAUUCACGGGUACAUACUCAAGUGUCCUCAUUUCCACGAGACGUUAUUAGGAAAUGCACUUAUUGCAUUGUAUGCAAAAUGUGGGGUUAUAGAUUGGUCACAAAAGGUUUUUGAGAUGAUGAUGUACAAAGAUGUAGUUUCUUGGAAUUCAAUUAUUUCUGCUUUAGGGCAGCAUGGAAGAGGGGAGGAGGCACUUUGGUGUUUCGAGUCAAUGCAAAAGUCAAGGGUGAAAGUAGAACCAGAUCACACAACAUUCACGGCAGCUCUCACAGCUUGCAGUCAUGCUGGGCUUGUUGAUGCUGGAGUUGAAAUAUUUAACUCAAUGGUCAACAAGUAUGGUUUAGAACCGGGGAUUGACCAUUUUUCUUGUGUUGUUGACCUUGUGGGGCGGGCAGGGUAUCUUGAUGCAGCUGAAAAUUUGAUAAAGAGUGAUGGUUUUAAAGUGCAUAGUAGUGUCUGGUGGACGUUGCUUAGCUCAUGUGCUACUCAUGGUGAUUUAAGAUUGGGGAAAAUUGUCGCUGGGUUUCUUCUGAAGACAGAAGAAGAUAAGUCAGGAGUUUAUGUCGUUUUGGCAAAUAUUCUUGCAAAUGGUGGACAUUGGGAAGAGGCUGAGAAUGUGAGGAAGAUGAUGAGGAAUUGUGGAGUUGUGAAGCAACCUGGAUAUAGCUUGAUCAGAUCAUAGAACCAUACUAGCUUUGUGACGGAUGACAAAUUGUCUGAAAAGGUGGAAGUUUUGGGAGAAGAUGGUGGCGGUGACGGAGGAGGAAGGGCGGCAGAGUAACGGCGGUGGUUUGAUGUUUAAGUGAAUAUGAAACCAAGGAGGUAAAGCUUCCCCUCCCCUUCGACCUAUUAUUUUCAAGGAUUGUUAUUUUCCAUGAUGUGUUUUCUUCCAACUUCAGCCCUUGUAUUAUUUUUACUUUCCAAACUGGGUCCUUUAUAAAUUAUACUAGGGAUGUGCAAAAAAGAUAAAAUUCCGAUCUCGCCCGAUCCUAUAUCGAUUCUAGUACCGAAUCUCAAAUAAGAGCGGGACAGGUAUCCACUUUUGUUGGCUUUGGAUUUGGACCCUGAAUGAUACUUGAAUUGAAAUUGAUAUCGUCCGGAUCCUGUAUCAAUACUGAUUAUAUGGUCUCAGUCCCCGUAGCAAGUUUUGAUGGUUUUUAGGACAGUAUACCCAUGUACAUGUUUUUUUUUGUAAGUCAUAAUAUCAUAUCAUAA
Messenger RNA from Erigeron canadensis, 2693 nucleotides. RefSeq names its product pentatricopeptide repeat-containing protein At3g49740. The transcript has 2 exons. The coding region runs from base 1 to 2160 and encodes 719 amino acids. Gene Ontology annotation, molecular function: protein binding; RNA binding. The record is from RefSeq and is a predicted model, not a curated record. NCBI's taxonomy places the organism in Eukaryota, Viridiplantae, Streptophyta, Magnoliopsida, Asterales, Asteraceae. Gene Ontology annotation, biological process: RNA modification.